AUGUCAUUUUUCGAUGUCGAAGCACAAUCUUCAAAAGGUAACUCCCAGUCAGAACCACAAUCCUCAACAAAUCAAAAAACCAAGGAAUUAAGCGAUUUAAUUGAGACAUUCGCUGAACAAUCACGCGUACUGGAGAAGGAAUGCACCAAAAUAGGCUCUAAACGAGACUCCAAGGAACUGAGAUACACUAUCGAGACGGAAUUAAUACCGAACUGCACCAGCGUUAAGGAUAAUAUUGAGAGCAACAUUCUAAUUCAUCAAAAUGGAAAGCUGUCAGCUGAUUUCAAGAACCUGAAGACAAAAUAUCAAUCCCUCCAACAGUCAUACAAUCAAAGAAAGAGUUUGUUCCCUUUGAAAGCUACCAUUUCACCAGGAACGUCUAAAGAAAGAAACGACAUUCACACGCAAACUGAAGCCGUGCGACAAAAUCCGGAGUCCAGUUAUAUUUCUAUCAAAGUAAACGAGCAGACUCCAUUACUGCAUGGCGAAGGACAACACCAAUUACAGCUGCAAGAAGAACAAGAACAACAACAGCAAGGAUUGUCCCAAGAAGAACUGGAUUUUCAAACCAUCAUUCACCAGGAAAGAUCUCAACAGAUAGGACGCAUUCAUACGGCUGUACAAGAAGUCAAUGCUAUUUUCCACCAGCUUGGUUCAUUAGUAAAGGAACAGGGAGAACAAGUAACCACCAUAGACGAGAAUAUCUCGCACUUACAUGACAACAUGCAAAACGCGAACAAGCAAUUAACCAGAGCGGACCAACAUCAAAGGGACCGGAACAAAUGCGGCAAGGUUACCUUAAUCAUUAUCAUAGUUGUAUGCAUGGUAAUAUUGCUUGCCGUAUUGAGCUAG
Saccharomyces paradoxus is the source of this 852-nucleotide messenger RNA. It is a transcript of the gene VAM3, whose product is annotated as SNAP receptor VAM3. Gene Ontology annotation, biological process: vesicle fusion; vesicle-mediated transport; intracellular protein transport. The transcript has a single exon. Lineage: Eukaryota; Fungi; Ascomycota; Saccharomycetes; Saccharomycetales; Saccharomycetaceae. The record is from RefSeq and is a predicted model, not a curated record. Gene Ontology annotation, cellular component: SNARE complex; endomembrane system; membrane. Gene Ontology annotation, molecular function: SNAP receptor activity; SNARE binding. The coding region runs from base 1 to 852 and encodes 283 amino acids.